AUGGCAGUUCUCUGUUCGAUCUAUAUUCGUAGAAGAGAUAUCAUCAAUAAUUCUCCACAGAGAAAAUUGUGCAGCAUCUUCAAUGGAGCAGGUGAUGGUGCUCGAAGAGUUUGGAGUCGAUCAGCAGAUCUACCAAUUAAAAUUCAGCUACAUGAUUACCAAAAGCGUCGCUGCUACACCUCCUGUGAUAGUGACGAAUUCAAAAGAAUUUUGUCGUUUCUCAAGGUUUUUGCGAACCAUACGGCUCGUCUAUGUGUGGAGAUCGUCGAGAAAACGGUAUGUCAUGAAGGUGUUCGAGAUACAAGACGAAAUAAUUUAUUGCCUGAUAGCGAUACGGACGAGGAGGAUGACGAGGGCAUGAGAUACGACUGCUGCGAUGAUCCAGACGGUGCAAGCUCCGGCGAUGAAGAAUAUGGAACCACGAAAGGAAGAUUUGCACAAGAAGAGGAAGAAAUGUUUUAUCUGCCACCGCAGAAAAGAGGAGAAAGCUCGAUGCCUGAUUUUUUGCAAAUCGAGCGUGGUUCUGUUGAAUUGGCCGUCGGCCAACGUUAUCCAACGAAAAAGAAUUUGGAGCUCAGAUUGAAGAUGCUCUCUGUUGCGCUGAAGUUCGAUUAUAAUGUCGGUUACUCAACGCCUACUUUGUUGACAGUACAUUGCUGGAUCGAAGGGUGUUCAUGGAGAGCGAGGGCGCCUACGCUUGGGUCUGCUCCCGAGUUUUUCAUCAAGAGUUAUGUCAAAGAUCACUCGUGUUCUGUUACAGAGCGUUCUUCUCGUUCUAGACAAGCGAAACCUGAUCUGCUUGGGAGGCUAUACAGUGAAUUUGUAGGUUGUGUUGGACCGACCGUGCUGCCUUGCCAUGUUGCAGAUGCGUUGAACAAACGCUAUGGUGUUAAGAUGGAUUAUUGGAAGGCGCACCACACACUACGGUUUGCGCGCCAGCUAGUAGCCGGCAGUUCAGAGAGUGGAUACGAGGAUCUGCCGGCUUACUUGUACAUGAUUAGACGGGCAAAUCUUGGGACACUCAUUAUGCUAGACGUUGAUGAGGAAGACAUGUUUAAGUUCCUUUUCAUAGAUUUUGCUGCAAGCAUACACGGAUUCCCACAUAUGCGGAAAGUUGUCGUAGUUGAUGCCACCUAUUUGCAAGGAAAAUAUAAGGGAACACUACUAACAGCGUCUACACAAGACGGAAAUUUCAACAUCUUUCCGAUUGCGUUUGGCGUUGUUGACACUGAGAACCAUGAAUCAUGGGAGUGGACACGAGAGUGUUACGGACUUGUGAAGAAGGCCGCAUCCGCAUAUAGGCUUCUGGAGUUUAACCAGCUCUUUGCGCAAAUACAAGCUUUAGAUCCAGCUCUUCAUAAGUACUUAGUGGAAGCUGAUGUUCGGCUAUGGACUCGGGUGUAUUUUCCUGGAAAUAGGUACAACUUCACGACAAGCAAUAUAGCAGAGUCGUUGAACAACGUCCUAUCUCCUUUUAGAGGUUCACCAAUUGUACAACUUCUCGAUGCUGCGAGGGCUUUGUUAACGAGAUGGUUUGCGGCGAGGAGAAAAAACGCUAGCCUAAUGAAAACAACAUUGACGAGAGGUGUGGAGAAGCUGCUAGAGUCUCGUGUGGAAGACGCAAAGCUGGGGACAGCGCAGGAGAUUGACGGUCAUCAAUCACAAGUUACAUGUGGAGGGGUGUUGCAUGUCGUCAAUUUGACAGAGAAAAAAUGCACAUGUCGUAGGUUUGAUUUGGAUAAAUUACCUUGCGUCCAUGCAAUUGCAGCAGCAGAAGCUAAAGGUAUGUCACAGAUUGCUCUUGCCCACACAUACUUUAGGCGCACAUCUCUAUACAAUUCAUACGCAAAAAACGUUAUGCCGAGAGAUGUAUCAUUCCCCGUGCCGGAAAAUGUGAUUGCCAAACUUUGCAAACCUCCAGUUGUACAUCAACCACCCGGAAGACCAAAGAACUCCAGAAUGAAAAGUGCAUUAGAGGUGGCUAUGGAGAAUAAGCGUCCGCGGAAAGAAAAUACUUGUGGAAAAUGUAACAAGAUUGGCCAUAAUCGUGCGACAUGCAAGACUUAA
This is a messenger RNA of Microthlaspi erraticum, 2067 nucleotides long. Lineage: Eukaryota; Viridiplantae; Streptophyta; Magnoliopsida; Brassicales; Brassicaceae. The record is from the annotation of a GenBank genome assembly.